UUCCACCAUUGGUGGAGGUGAACUGGCGGGACUCCGCUGCGGAAAAGAUCGGAGGGACUGGGAGAGAAUGGGAGAGUAGUGUCUGAUGGGUCUCACAUCACGUACUGGAAGCUGUACGACUGGAAACUUUACUAGUAAAGUUCGGCUAGAUUAACUCGCGUUACGUUGUGAUUACGGAACAUUGAUCCCGAUGCAAUGAGCGGCUCGAGGGAAAUCAAACUACUGCAGAGAGCGAAGCUCAAAGCUCAGAAGGGCCACAACCUCAAAGAGGAGGCCGACAUCUGCAACCAGCUGGGCGAGCUGCUGUCCCGGAGGGGUGAUUAUCAGGCUGCCGUUGAGGAGCACCAGCAGGAGCUCUCUCUCUCCGAGGCGCUCAGCGAUGUGAUUGGACGCGCCGUCGCCAACCGGAAAAUAGGAGAAUGCUUCGCAGAGAUGGGCAACAUUGAAGCAGCAUUGAAGCACCAGAGACGUCACCUGGAGCUGGCCGGCUCGGUGGGGAACCACGCCGAGGUGCAGCGGGCGCUGGCCACCAUCGGGCGCACCUUCCUGUUCCGCUACGAGUCGGACAGAUCCAGGAGCAGUUUGAAGGAAGCCGAGGAGGCCUUCAGGAAGAGCCUGGCCGUGGUGGAGGAACGGCUGGAAGGCUCGGUGCCGGCCCGGGAGCUGAGUGAGAUGAGGGCGCGGCUCUUCCUCAACCUGGGCCUGGUGUGUGACCACCAGGGGGAGCCCAAGCGCUGUAUGGAGUUUAUCCGCCGCAGCGUCUACAUCGCAGAGAAGCACCAGCUCCUGGAGGACGUGUACCGGGCCAACCUCAACCUGGGCCACAUCUGCUUCCGGAGGAGCCAGCACUCGGGGGCGGUGCGCUGCCUGGAGCAGGCCCGGGAGUGCGCCCGCAAGAUGAAGGACAAGUUCAGCGAGAGCGAAUGCUGCCACUGGAUUGGCAAGGUGCAGCUGUCUCUCGGGGACUUCGCGGCGGCCAGGCGCUCUCUGAAGAAGGCUCUCCUGUUGGGUUCCCAGCAGCCUCAAGACAGACAGGACGUGAAGAAGAACUUUAGAUCUGCCGACCGAGGCUGUCAGCUGGAGGAGGAGGCUGGGGACGACCUGAGGCAGGCGAAGAGUUCCCAUGAUGCAGUGGGGCUGGCUGAGCAGCUGGGCGACCUGUACUGUAAGGUGGGCUCCUUCCCCAAGGCCCUGGAGGCCUACCGGACCCAGCUGGCGCUGGCGGAGGCACUGGGCAGACCCCCCAGGGAGCUGGCCGUCAUCCACGUGUCGCUCGCGGCAACGCACACGGACCUGAGGCAGCCCGGCCCGGCGCUGGAGCACUACCGGCAGGAGCUGGCCCUGAGACGGGGCUCCCCGGCCGAGGAGUGCAGCACGUGGCUGAACAUGGCGUUGUCCCAGAAGGAUAGCGGCUGCAGCCCGGAGGAGGUGGACACCAGUUUCGAGGCGGCGCUGGAGUGUGCCCAGAGGGCGGGGCGCCCUGCGCUGCAGAAGCGCGUGCUGAGGCGGUGGCUAGGGGCCCAGCGACGGGGGGCCCAGCGCGGCGGGGUCGUGGCCGGGCUUGGGGCCACGGAGGCCGGGCUGGAGGCAGCGGAGGACAGUCUGGGGGCCACGGAGGCCAGGCUGAGGGAGCUGUGUGCCGCGGAGGGCUGGAACCCCGACUGCAGUGAUGGGGAGGAAGAGGAGGAGGAGGAAGAGGAGGAGAACAGCGAGCCCUUGGUCGACAGCGACAUCGCCCUCUCGGACUCGGAUGAUGACCUGGACGGUUACGACAAGAUGGUUAGCGGCAGGAGGAAGAGCGUACGGUGGAACAAGAGGAACGAGAAGGGGGAGACCUCGCUCCACCGGGCCUGCAUCGACGGGAACCAGAGGCAGGUCCAGGCACUGCUGGAGCAGGGCCACCCCGUCAAUCCCAGGGACUACUGCGGCUGGACUCCGCUGCAUGAGGCCUGCAACCACGGUCACCACGAGGUGGUGUCUCUGCUGCUGGAGCGCGGCGCCAGUGUGAACGACCCCGGGGGGCCGCUCUGCGACGGGGUCACGCCCCUCCACGACUCCCUGGCCUGCGGACACUUUGGGGUGGCCAGGCUGCUGGUGGAGCACGGCGCCUCCGUCGCCCUGCGCGACGCCAAGGGCCAGACCCCCAUGGACACCCUGAGACACUGGCAGAGGACCUACAGCCGCGAGCUGGACCGCGACGCGCGGCAGGACUGCGCCGCCACAGAGGAGCUGCUGAGGAAGGCUCUAGCAGGGGGGGGAGGAGGGCCCGCGGCUCCCGCCAGGAGCUCCGCCCUGCUGCAGGACAGCCAGCUGUACGACGCCGAGUGCUCCGAGCCCCUCCUCGGGCCCGCGCCGGACCCCGGCCCCAGAGCCCGGGGGACAGAGGCCCCCGGCCCCGCCCGGCCCCCCCGACAGUCCGGGGGACCCAGAGCCCGGGGGAUGGAGUCGGCCCUGCUGUACGGGGUAGGGACCCCCGGAGGGCAGUGUUUUAUUGUAUCAGUGUCUAUUAUAGAGUCUAUCAAAGAGAUCAGUGUCUAUUAUAGAGUCUAUCAAAGUGUCUUUCUUCAUUCCUUUAGACUUCAUGCUGUAAGGAUGUGUUGUACAAACCGCGUGUCCGUCUCACGUCCUCAGAGCAGCGACUCUGACCACGACUCGGACAGCCCCCCCCCGAGCCCCAUGCGACCCGUUCGGCCCAGGCUACGCGUCCAGGCUGGCCCAGCUGGCGGGAGUGGGGUACAGGAGGCCCUCGCUCCGCACGCCCCCGGGCCCUCGCUGGCCCCUGAGCCCACUCCUGCGGGGCCCCACGUCUUCGCGAGGGAAGAGUACCACAGCGUGAUCCGUGGCCUCGGCAGCGCCAGGGCCCUCCACAAGGGCGGGGCCCUCCACCAGGGGACCCAGUCCCCGCUCACCAGCACGCCCGCCCUCUCCUCCAAUAGCAGGCCGGCACUGGUUCCAGAGGAGGAGGACCUGGCCGACGAUUGGCUGGACGAUGACCUGGGCGAGGUGGUUCAGGCCAGGAAGAAGAGGCGGGUGGGGGAGGAGCAGAGUGGACCGAGCGGGGAGGGCGGGGCCUGGAGCGGGGAGGGGGGGGCCUGGAGCGGGGAGGGCGGGGCCUGGAGCGGGGAGGGCGGGGCCUGGAGCGGGGAGGGCGGGGCCUGGACUACUUUAACGGCCAGAAGUCAACACAGGCAGGAGAACGGAGGUGUGUCCCAGAGGUCCGCCGCUGCCCCCCCAGCUGCCAGCAGGGGCCCCUCUCUGAGCAGGAGCGGAGGGGCCCGGCCCCGGCCCCGGCCCCGGCAGGCCAAGAUGACUCAGAUGAGCGGCCUGGUCCGUCUGGGGCGGCGGUCCGUCAGCAGGCCAGGCAGCCCCUCCUUCAGCGAGGAGGAGGAGCUGCGCCUGGACACGCCCCCUCCUUCCCGAGCCCCGCAACACACCCACAUCCCACAGAUUCCAGCCCAAACUGCAGCCAUGCCUCCCCCAAUCCGGAUGAGGGUCAGAGUUCAAGACGAUGUGUUUCUCAUUCCUGUCCCUCAAAGUGAGGCGGAGGUGUGCACGGUGGCGUGGCUCUGUGAACAGGCUGCCCGGCGAUACUACCAGAAGUGUGGCCUGCUGCCCCGCCUGUCCCUGCAGAAGGAGGGGGCGCUGCUGUCCCCCCUGGACCUCCUGCUGGCCGUCCUCCACACCAACGAGGAGGUCAUGGCGGAGGUGAGUUCCUGGGAUCGUCCUCCUCUUCCCGAGCGCUACAAGAAGGCCUGUCAGAGUCUGGCCGUCGAGCCCAGCGCGCGUGUGUCCCGGCUGUGCGAGGUGCAGGAGGGGGGCACCACCAUGACCCUGGGGGGUCUGGGCCUGGCCCCCGCCGCCCUGGCCCCGCUCCUGAGGGCCCUCAAGCUGCAGGCGGACCUCACAGAGCUACGUCUGUCCGGCAACCGUUUCCACGACGACCUGCUGCCCGAGCUGGUCGCCACGGCGCUCACCAUGCCCCGCCUCCGCGUGCUGGACCUCUCGUCCAAUGGCGUGACGGGGGAGGGGCUGGGCAAGUUGGCCGACGCCCUGAAGGGGCAGGUGGACCGCACCUUCCCGAGUCUGGAGGAGCUGGACCUCGGUCUGAACCCGCUGGGGGACGCCGUCUCAGAGCCGCUGUCCUGCCUGCUGGCCCGCUGUCCCCUGCUGGCCCGGCUGUCCCUGCAGGCCUGCGGCCUCACGGCGCGCUGCCUCCAGCACCAUCGCCUGAUGCUCGCCAGCGCCCUCGCAGGCUCAGGACACUUGAGGUCGGUGAGUCUUUCCCACAAUGCACUGGGCUCCACGGGCUGUGAGCUGGUGCUGAAGACCCUCCCCUUCCACCACCUGACACACCUGGACCUUUCCGCCGUCUGCAGUGAGCCGGGGGACCCCCUGCCACUGGAGCGCCUGGCCAGCGUCCUGACCCAGGAGGAGUGCUCCCUGACCCACCUUAGCCUGGGAGGGAACGGGCUGACCGACAGCGGGGUGGACACCUUAGCCAGGUGCCUGCUGGUCUGUCCCUGCCUGACCUCUCUCAACCUGUCGGGGAACCCCUCUGUGACCUCCACCGGCCUCCGCAGCCUCCUGGCCUCCCUGAGAGAGGCACAGCGACCUUUGACCUUUCUCGACCUCCAAGGGUGCGGGUUGUCGGGAGACAGCGCCGGCCUGGAGGGGCUGACGGAGCAGGUGAAGGACCUCCGCCUCUGCUCCCAGGGCCUCAACAAGCUGGACCGCGAGGCCCUGCGUCGGGGCCUGGGCCCUUCAGCACGCGUCUACGAUCGGGGGGCCAGGCUCCGGAUCUCCGCCCGGCCAUAAAGGAGAUAAAAAUAUACGAACUGAGAGUCGCUCUUCAUUCACUGAUGUUGGUUUCCUGACCGCAUACGGCGACACUAGAAGAGGUGAACGUUUACGUUGUCGACACAUUUUCUGUGAUUUAAUUGAUGUCCCGUUUAUGUUUUGUCUUUUUGUUAGGAGUCAUGGUCUCUGUGACUUCUUGGGUGAUUUCAGAAGGCGAUUAAAGGGAGAAUGGUGAUGAGGUCA
Molecule: messenger RNA, 5040 nt
Organism: Gadus macrocephalus (Pacific cod)
Lineage: Eukaryota; Metazoa; Chordata; Actinopteri; Gadiformes; Gadidae
Gene: tonsl
Product: tonsoku-like, DNA repair protein
Exons: 27
Coding region: 196-4815 (1539 amino acids)
Molecular function (GO): protein binding
Source: RefSeq, a predicted model, not a curated record